AUGUGUCCCGUACUAUAUCAGAUGCUCGCGAACACAUUCGUGCGCUCAUCGCGCCGGAUACGUCCGUCUGCGCAAACGCUUCGUCUUCGAGGCGCGCGACAGGCGUCGACAUUAGCAGAGAACCCACACAUCUACGUACAUAAAGAUCCGUUCGAUCCGAGCAAAAGAUUGCUAUCACUGCUGCCCACCGAACCUCCCACACCACAACUUGCCAUAGGCUCCUGCACCGCGCUCCCUCCAACGCCGCAGAACUUCACCGAGAACCCGCAAUUCCUCCCUAUCCUCUCCUCCGUGUUCGCGACACAUGCUGUCGAAGAUCCUUACGUACAAUCCCAAGCCGCCGUCUACGCGUCGCCGGGCGGCUUCCACCUCUCACAACCGAAUGAUGGCGCAGGCGGCGCGAACCACCAAGGCGGAGCGGGAGGUGCAGGCCACGGAGGAUGGAUACAUAUCAGUGACUUGAGGAACCCACCAGAUUAUGGUCGCAUCGCGUGGCCGGAGGACAUUUUCGGCAGUGUAGAGGUCGACUCCAAUGGACAAGUCAGUGGAGGUGAUGGAGGCUGGCAGAACAGCGGGACGUACCGGGUUGUGACGAGGGAAGGAAUUCUCGGAUUGACCGACUUCAUGCGCGGAAAGAUGGUAGAGAAGCUACUAGAUUUAGAAAGGCAGAUCAAGCGGAACUCGUAA
Alternaria ethzedia is the source of this 687-nucleotide messenger RNA. RefSeq lists its product as uncharacterized. NCBI's taxonomy places the organism in Eukaryota, Fungi, Ascomycota, Dothideomycetes, Pleosporales, Pleosporaceae. The record is from RefSeq and is a predicted model, not a curated record. Bases 1 to 687 code for a protein of 228 amino acids. The transcript has 3 exons.